This is a messenger RNA of Betta splendens (Siamese fighting fish), 4778 nucleotides long. RefSeq names its product SCY1 like pseudokinase 2 (gene scyl2). Gene Ontology annotation, biological process: protein phosphorylation. Gene Ontology annotation, molecular function: ATP binding; protein kinase activity. The transcript is spliced from 19 exons. The record is from RefSeq and is a predicted model, not a curated record. Bases 180 to 2957 code for a protein of 925 amino acids. NCBI's taxonomy places the organism in Eukaryota, Metazoa, Chordata, Actinopteri, Anabantiformes, Osphronemidae.
CCCGGAAGUGGCGCCGCUGGGUCUCAGCGCACUAAUCUAGGGUUAACUCGCUUCGUACGCUACUGUGAGACAUGGGGCUUGCGUUUCACAGACAUUACUGACAGCGACACUGCUGAGAUUUCAUUCAUAACGGGAUAACAAGGCUGACGCACGUUUACAUAUCAAGGUCAGGUCUAAACAUGGAGUCUAUGCUAAACAAGCUCAAAAGCACCGUCACCAAGGUGACGGCAGAUGUUACCAGCGCUGUCAUGGGCAACCCGGUGACCCGGGAGUUUGAGGUUGGACGACAUAUUGCAAGUGGGGGUCCUGGCCUGUGCUGGAGGAUCUACAAUGGGACCAAGAAAUCCACCAAACAGGAAGUGGCUGUAUUUGUUUUUGAUAAGAAGAUGGUCGACAAAUAUCAAAAAUUUGAAAAGGACCAAAUAAUCGAUUCACUGAAAAAAGGUGUGCAACAGCUGACCAGACUGCGGCAUCCUCGUCUCCUGACUGUGCAGCAUCCUCUGGAAGAAUCACGAGACUGCUUAGCAUUCUGCACAGAGCCAGUGUUUGCCAGCUUGUUGAAUGUGCUCGGCCAGUGGGACAACCUGCCCAGCCCCGUACCAAACGACAUCAAAGAGUACAAACUUUAUGAUGUGGAGACCAAAUAUGGCCUGCUUCAGAUUGCGGAAGGCUUGUCCUUUCUCCACAGUGGGGUUAAAAUGGUCCAUGGCAACCUUUGCCCUGAGAACAUUAUCCUCAAUAAGAGCGGAGCAUGGAAGAUCAUGGGCUUCGACUUCAGUAUCUCCUCUACCAACCCCUCAGAUUCAGAUCCUAAAUACUCGUGUAAAGAGUGGGAGCCCAACCUCCCUCCACUAUGCCUCCCUAAUCCCGAGUACCUGGCCCCUGAGUACAUCCUGUCUGUCAGCUGUGACUCUGCCUCUGACAUGUACUCACUAGGCGUGGUCAUGCAUGCCGUCUUCAAUGAGGGCAAGCCUGUCUUCCAAGUCAACAAGCAUGACAUUUUCAAGAGUUUCAGCCGGCAGCUGGACCAGCUGAGUAGCAUGAAUCCAUCACUUUUGAACAAGAUCCCUAAAGAAGUGCGAGAACAUGUCAAAAUGUUGCUCAGUGUCACACCGACUGUCCGUCCCGAUGCCGACCAGAUGACAAAGAUUCCAUUUUUUGAUGAUGUGGGUGCUGUUACUCUUCAGUACUUUGACAGUCUCUUCCAAAGGGACAACUUACAGAAGUCUCAGUUUUACAAAGGCCUCCCUAAAGUCUUACCCCAACUACCCAAGAGAGUGGUGGUCUAUCGCAUCUUGCCAGCGCUGAUGUCUGAGUUUGUUAAUUUGGACAUGGUUCCCUUUGUGCUACCGAACGUGCUCCUAAUCGCAGAAGAGUGCACCAAGGAGGAGUAUGUUCGUCUAAUCCUGCCUGACCUCACGCCUGUUUUCAAGCAGCAAGAGCCCAUUCAGGCUAGUAACAUGAUCUUGCUGAUCUUCCUGCAAAAGAUGGACCUGCUGCUGACCAAAACCCCAGCGGAGGAUAUUAAGAACUGCGUGUUGCCUAUGGUCUAUAGAGCUCUGGAAGCCCCCUCCGUACAGAUCCAGGAGCUGUGUCUGAACAUCAUUCCAACCUUCGCCAACCUGAUUGACUACCCGUCUAUGAAGAACUCCCUCAUCCCGCGAAUCAAAUCGGCCUGUCUGCAGACGUCCUCACUGGCUGUACGGGUUAAUUCCCUGGUAUGCCUGGGAAAGAUUUUGGAAUAUCUGGACAAAUGGUUCGUCAUCGAUGAGAUCCUGCCCUUUCUACAACAGAUCCCUUCCAGAGAACCAGCAGUGCUCAUGGGUAUUUUAGGAAUCUAUAAGUGCACCUUUAGUCAUAAGAAGCUGGGCAUCCCCAAAGAACACCUCGCCACCAAGAGCCUGCCCCAUCUGGUCUCUCUUAGCAUAGACAACAACCUCAACCUGAACCAGUUCAACUCUUUCAUGGCUGUCAUACGCGAAAUGCUGAGCCGCAUGGAGAAUGAGCACAAGACCAAGUUGGAACAGCUGCAUAUUAUGCAGGAGCAGCAUAGGAGUAUAAAUAUCUCAAACCCCGGCAGCCAAUCAGAGGAGACCAAGAGCACACCUAGCUCUGGCAGCCAGAUUGAUGAUAUCUUUGGCAGCACUGGUGUUAAUGGGAAAGAGAAUGGAUCUGUAACAACAGCUUCACAGCCUAACAGAGUAUCUCUGACUCUAGAGGAAAAGCAACGAUUGGCCAAGGAGCAGGAACAAGCAGCCAAACUAAGGAACCAGCAGCCGUUGGCGCCGCAGUCUAUCAAACCAGCUGCUUCCACCAACGCACAGACUAAGGAUCUGACCAACAGCCUUCUCAGCAACAUGACGUCUCUGAACAGCAUGUCUCUGACCAACACAGCCCGACCAGCCACAGUGCAGGGCUCCACCAUGUCUGCCUUCCCCUCCUCCAGCCCAAUGGGCAGCUCCAUGGGUGCCCCGCUCUCUAAUGGCUUCAACUCAUCCAUGGGCUUCCAGACCGGAGGCAUGGCGAUGGGGAUGCGGCCCACAGGCCCCAACCUUUAUGGUGGCAUGGCCACCACCACCAGCACCCCGAACUUUGGAUCAGUCACGCAGAAUCAAGGACCCAUGGGGCAAACGCAUAAAGCUCCCGACUUGUCCGCUUUAGACAGUCUUUUUACACCCAGCAAGGGCAAAGUCACCCUCAAUCAGAUGGGUCCUAUGGCUGCACCUGGAGCCAACAGUCCUUGGCUAAGUCAGUUUGGUUCGGCCCAGAACGCUCAGACUCAGAUGCAGGGUGCGUCAGCAGCUAUGGGAGGUAUGCAGAGUGGCUUUGGGAUGCAAGCAAACCCCUUUUUCAGCCCACAGAACUUCUCCCAACCUGCAGCUGCUGGUAGCAUGAACCAAAGUGGAAUCAAACACAGCGCAUCCGCCAACAAUGAUCUGAAAGAUUUAUUUGGCUAAAUGAAAAGAUAAGAUUGAGUAUAUUCUUCUAAUUGCUUCGUAUAGACGAACCUUGUUCUCACAGACACUGACUGAUUGUGAAGAUUUAACAUCCUUUCAAGAGUAAUUUUUACAGUGAUCUAGUUUCAAUUCGGACUCUUGCUCGCAUUCGACUCGUAAAGUUACCUGCACCAUUUCUACCUGAGCUGGAGGACACAAGGACGGGGUGGGACUUACUUCUUCUAUGCUGUCUUCAAUACAUGCUGGGGGUUUCCUACAUUUUUUUUACUCGACAUUCUUGGGAGUCUGGAUGUCCUUAAUUUGGAUUGUAGUAUUAGAAUGAUUGAAACUGAAUCAUCCCUUGAACCAGGAAGAUAUAACUUCGCUUCAGGCAUCUGUAACUUUUCUUGCUUCUCUGCGCUAUUUUAGGACUUGUAUAUUAAAAGUGAUGGCAGAAUUAGAAACAAAAUAAAUGUGGCCUCCCACUGGCUUAGACAGGUAGCUUAUAGUGUAGCACUGACAGCUCUGCAUUCAGGAGGAUUCUGUGUUAAAGAUAACCCCGCAGCAGCCCAUCUCCACGGUAACCGUAUCCCUCCAUCACCUUCAUUUUGGAAAAAUGUUAUUUCUGAAUUAUUUUCUGCCCUUUUACGUGGUUAAAUUGGUUUCCAUCACUGGGAGCAGAUGUGCUGCAAAGGGAAGGGUUAGUCACACUUAGUUAAAGAUUAACAGUUUCACCAGCUUUGCUACACGUUGUAUAAGUCCGGUAUAAAUGAAAUGUGUCUCUUGGUGGAUUAGGUUCAGUAGCUAGUAGAACAGUGUCUGUCUGAUUAGACACUAAAGGCAGUAAACACACACUGCUUAAGAUAACGUGCCUUACACGGGCGCAUCUGUAGAACUACUCGCCGCUUACUCAAGUAUUAUUAGGUUUUUUUGUUACACAUUAUUAAAUGCAACCACCCAAGAUCAAAAGUUUGAUCUCUUCUAAUAAUGAUUCCUAAUGUUUCUGGUGACCAAUGAAUUGUUUUUAAUAUUUGCUUCAUUUCUGUUGAUCACUUGGUAACUUGCCAUGUUUCUCACUAUAUAGUUUGAUAUCAGCACAUUCCAGCUGUCAGACGACCAGUACUGGGAAUAAAUAAAUAUAUAUUAUGAGGUGUAAAUCUAUGAAGUUAUUUAAUGGGUUACUCUGUGAGGGCCUUGGCAUUUUUAUGAUCUUGUGAUAACAGUGAAGAGGCCUUAGAUGAGUCGUGUGCAAUAAUCCUCACUGCUAGUUGAAGGUGUGUAUCGUUUGGCUCGAGCAGCUGUCGACUGGUCUGAUUCUGCUGAUCUGCUAAACACAAUGUGCACUCGUUGUGAAUCUUACUUUCUGAACAGGAUUACACGGUUUUAGAGUUUUUAGAUGCACCUUGGUCACCGCUGUGUUUCUGCUAACAAUGAUUGUUGUUGACAUGCGUGUGUAACGUCUUGUUGGAUUCACUGUUCGUACAGGGUGAGCUUCUCUAGCUGCAUGCUAGCGAAUAGGCUUUUUAGGUUCUGUUAGUUCCCACAUUUUUUGUACUCACUCACAAACUUGCCUGUGUUCAGAGUACAUUCAUCUGUAUAUGGACGAGCAGCAUGUGGCAGUUCUGACUUCACAGCCUCACAGUUGACGUGAUCUUUGGAGCGUGUUCCACAGACCCUGGCAGAACCCCAAAGCAGGAAACUAAAGCUUAUUCUUCUACGAGAUUGUUUGUAUACUACUGCUGUCAUGUGUGUAGCGUGGCCCCUGUUUUAUGUGUGAAGGUGUUGGUUUAUGAGGUGAUUCAAUGAAAACCUGUAUAUAUAAAAAGUACAUGAUCUAAUCUA